Molecule: messenger RNA, 412 nt
Organism: Mercurialis annua (annual mercury)
Lineage: Eukaryota; Viridiplantae; Streptophyta; Magnoliopsida; Malpighiales; Euphorbiaceae
Product: small polypeptide DEVIL 4-like
Exons: 1
Coding region: 103-237 (44 amino acids)
Biological process (GO): negative regulation of cell population proliferation
Source: RefSeq, a predicted model, not a curated record
UCACUCCACUCAUUCACAUUUCAACUACACAAAUACAAGACUAUUUAUCAUCUAGCAACAUUUAAAUCAUUAAUUUCCCAGUUCAUUUAAUCAUUCAUCAGCAUGAAGAUGAGCAGUGGUAACUCGAAGAGAAGACUAUUGUCUAGCAAGAGCGUCGGAUCUGCGUUCCGAGAGCAAAAAGCUCGGCUUUAUAUUAUCCGAAGAUGUGUCGUUAUGCUUCUUUGCUGGCACGACUAGAUUUUUCUUUUCUUUUCUUUUCUUUUCGUGGCGGAAUGUAAAUACGGCGGUUGAGGUAGCUAGCUAGAAAAUCCUGAAACUAAAUUUUGUUGUGGCGUUAGCCUAGAUUUAUGAAUAUAUAUAUACAUCGGAUACUAUUUAUUAUAUGAUUAAUUAACUACUUUCUCAUCACAAA